AACGGCUAGCGCUCUCCGGAGAGGGGGCGUAGCUAGCCUUCCAUCCCACGCGCGCGGUGCUAUGGAAACCGGAGGCCUGGAUGUUUCCCGGGAUUCCUGAGCUACGAGGUAGAAUUUACAGUCCAGGAGAAUGUAUGGCAGAGACUCCACUGCUUCCGCUGCGCAUGAACAUCCAACUGGGCUCUGGAAAAAGCCCAUCUUAAUUGAGAUCCCAACUCUGAAACUACCUUUUAGUCUCCCUGAGUACCUCAGCAUCACAGGUGAAUUUGUGCCUAUUGUGACUGCAGAAAGAUGAGUCCUGCUACUUCCAUGGACGAAGAGGACAAAGAUACAUUUAAAAUUUUAGUUGCUACAGAUAUCCAUCUGGGCUACUUGGAGAAGGAUGUUGUGCGUGGAAAUGACACAUUUGUGACUUUUAGUGAAAUCUUGAAACUUGCUCGAGAUAAUGAGGUGGACUUUAUUUUAUUAGGCGGGGAUCUGUUUCAUGAAAACAAACCCUCCCGGAAAACCAUACACACCUGCGUAGAAUUAUUAAGGAAACAUUGCAUGGGUGACCGUCCUGUGCAGUUUGAAAUUCUGAGUGACCAGUCGGUUAACUUUGGUUUUAGCAAAUUUCCGUGGGUGAACUACCAAGAUGAAAAUCUCAACAUCUCUAUUCCAGUUUUUAGUAUUCAUGGCAACCAUGAUGAUCCCACGGGGGCAGAUGCGCUUUGCGCCUUGGACAUUUUGAGCUGUGCAGGCCUUCUGAAUCACUUUGGGCGAUCACCAUCUGUGGAGCAGAUAGAUAUCAGUCCUGUGUUGCUGCAGAAAGGCAAUUCAAAAAUUGCUCUCUAUGGUCUAGGAUCUAUUCCAGAUGAAAGAUUGUACCGCAUGUUUAUGAAUAAGCAAGUAACCAUGCUGAGGCCAAAGGAAGAGGAGGACAGUUGGUUUAAUCUGUUUGUAAUUCAUCAGAACAGGAGUAAACACGGAGCCACAAAUUAUAUCCCUGAACAGUUUUUAGAUGACUUCAUCGACCUUGUGAUUUGGGGUCACGAGCACGAAUGCAAAAUAUCGCCAACUCGGAACGAGCAACAGCUUUUCUACGUUUCCCAGCCGGGAAGUUCAGUUGUCACAUCCCUGUCACCAGGAGAAGCAGUGAAAAAGCACGUUGGCUUGCUACUUAUCAAAGGCAAGAAAAUGAACCUGCAGAAGAUUCCUCUGCAGACGGUGCGGCCUUUCUAUCUGGAUGACGUCGUCUUAGCCGACCAUCCGGACAUCUUCAGCCCUGACAAUCCUAAAGUCACACAAGCCAUACAAGCUUUCUGCAUGGAGAAGGUAGAAGCUAUGCUGGACAAUGCAGAAAGAGCUCGUCUUGGGAAUCCUCGGCAGCCAGAGAAACCUCUUAUAAGAUUACGAGUGGAUUACAGCGGAGGCUUCGAACCGUUCAGCAUCAUCCGUUUCAGCCAGAAAUACAUGGAUAGGGUAGCUAAUCCAAAAGAUGUUAUACAUUUUUUCAGACAUCGGGAGCAAAAAGAGAAAAACGAGGAGAUUAACUUUGGAACGUUUGUUCACAAACCUGCAUCGGAAGGAGCAACUUUGAGAGUGGAGGAUCUUGUGAAGCAGUACUUCCAGACGGCAGAGAAGAAGAUGCAGCUCUCUCUCCUGACUGAAAAAGGCAUGGGAGAAGCGGUGCAGGAGUUUGUGGACAAGGAGGAAAAAGAUGCAAUAGAGGAACUGGUGAAGUUCCAGCUAGAAAAAACCCAGCGAUUUCUGAAGGAACGACAUAUAGAUACAGAAGAAGCGAACAUUGAUGAAGAGGUGCGGCUGUUCAGAGAGACAAGAAAGAAGAAUGCCGAAGAGGAAGACGAGGAAGUCCGUGAGGCUAUCAACAGGGCCAAGUCCCAGAGAUCUCAGGGAACCGUGCUGGAUUCUGUCAUGAGUGACGAUGACCUCAUGGAAGUAGCCAAUGAGGAGUCAGAUGAGGAUCUUCCUUUGGCACCUGGCAGGGGAAGAGGCAGAGGCAGAGGUCGGGCAAGAGGCGGAAGAGGGCAGAACCCACCAGCCAGAGGAGCACCCCGACGAGGAAGAGGAGGGAGUACAGGUCAAGAUCAGACACGUGGCAGUAGAACCUACAAUCCUGGACCCACUUCUACGAAGAACAUGUCUAUCUUGGACGCUUUCAAAUCGUCAAGGCAGCAGCCCUCCCGGAACAUUCCUUCCAAGAGUUAUUCAGAGGCAAUUGAAGAUAAUGAUUCCGAUUUGGAAGAAGUAUCCUUUACUCCGUCUUCCUCAGCAAAUCAAAGAUUAUGCAGCUCGGCGGCCCCUAGCAGGAGUUCUCAGAGCCAAGCCACAAGGAGAGUUGAGACCCUGUCCGACGAGGAUGAGUUUGACCCAUUCAAGUGUACUUCUACUUCACGAAGAAAUAGACGAUAACUUCACAGACGAUUGCACAGAAGAUUGUUGGGGGGGAAAGCAAGCAAAAAUCGUUCCUGUGUUUUCCAAUGGAAUCAUAAGAAAUAUUCAGCUCUUUCCAAACCAUUUUACUGUUAGUUUCAUGUUGCUUUGAAAUGUUUGCUUCCUUGAUAGAAGAUUAGUUGUUACCGAUCCUCUCUAUGCAGUAUCAUUUGAAGGGCUUGCGAAUACUCUGUGGAAAUGACUGUCUCCAAUAGUAGAACCUUUUUUAAAAAAAAAACACAGGGAAAUCUGCCGAGAUGACAAGUGUCUUCUUUUCUAUUGCACGGGAACAUUAAAGGAGUUCCCUCCUCUCAAUAUUAUGGGAGAAUAAAAUUACAACUGUGUAUGUGAUAUGGUUCAAGAAUAGUGGCAGCCCAUAAUAUUAGAUCCUGUACACUGCAAACCUCCAAUUUCUCCCUCAUGCUUUUCCCAAGGAGUCUCCAAAAUGCACCAUUCCAGGGAGGUAUUUUGGACCGCAGCGGGAGGGGAGUGGAGAAGAAAAUCCACCCUCCUAAUGGGCGUGAUUCGAUGGAUCCAAAGCAGUAUGUGAAAGUGUCACACGGGAUCUUUGGGCUCACAUGCUGCGCUUCCUCCUUCUCCUUGCAGAUCCCUCCCUUUCAUCACAAGCCAUAGUUUGCUGGCACAUCCAAAGCAGCAGGCUACUAUUUAUGCUUUGCCUUCAAACUGUUUGUAAUCGUCGCCUGUCAUUUUGGAUGUAAUCGGCAAACUGUUGUUUGUUGCAAAAAAAACUGAAGCCAGCUCAUUAUUUGGCUGCCCUUGGGAAGGAGGGGACAUAAGCUUCAGCAUACUCAGGUUCAUCCACGAAACAGCAAACUGUGGUUUGCUUUCUAUAUUUGAACCAUGCCAGGCUGUGUGAACAGGCAUUGGUUCUUGCUGUCCAGGCCUUAAACAUUUUAGUCAGGGAAGGGGAUUUUUUUGUAUGACUUUAAAAUUAUUCGGAAAACAAUGUUGGUAUAACUUAAAUCUGGAUCUGUUUUUAAAAUUUUUGCUGCCUGCUGUGAGAAAAGCCUGCAGAAUGCCUGGAUAGAAUGUUUGAUUCUUCUCUUGAAGCUUGUUUGUGACCUUAUAAGACUUCUUAGCAUGAAGGGCUACACAGACAAUAUGCAUGGCUGUAGGAUUACAGAUGCACAAAAACGUCUCCCUAUAAAUCCCAAAGGUAGGCUGUCUUUAUUGAACUGAUAGGGGUUGGGUGGCUGCCGUCACCAGAAGUGGGCACAAGUUUUCCGGUUGCGGAUACAGCAGCGAACUGAGAGAUAGCAUGCACAUGUAUUGAUCUAGUUUAUAUUUAUAUCCCACCCUCUCCCUAUCUAGCAGGGCUCCAGGCGGCUUACAACAGUGUAACCACAAUAAAUUAAAGCUGCUAAAACCACAAGAAUAAAUGUCAGUAAGUUACAUCUUAACCAUAAAAGGUGGCACAUCAAAGCCAACACCCUGGCUUAAAAUUAAGUGAUGGUCAGAGGCGUAGCAAGGAGCGAAAGUGCCCAUUGCACUGGUGCAUCCUCCGCCCCUGCCCCGGAACUUCCCCAGAACACCCCCGUCACGCUCCAAAGGGGCGCGUGCCGGUGCCAAAUUGCACGCCCGGUUCCCCGUCCCAAAUAGCUUUCGUUGUUUCAGUAACUUGGGGAAAAGCAGUAGAACAAGGGAAUGUCUGAAGAUCAGUUCCAACAUUUCCAAUCCAUUGUAGCAGGCCAGUUUAAAGCGAUAUGUUAUAUUUUCAUAUGGAAAAGUCCAUGUUGUAUUUUUGUAUGUAUUUCAACUAUCCGGGGGUGGGGGGGGUGGGAGGCCAGGAAUGUUCUGUGUGUGUGUAAAAGGCUGGUAGCUUUUUCUCCUAUGUACCUGUUUAACAUUUCUGUUCAGGAAUUGCAGUUCGUUCUGAUUAAUCACGGAAACAGAUUAGGGGUCCUUGAUGGUGUUGCAGUGAGGAGAAACGUAUGGUAGCUGUUACCUCUAAAAUAACGUGUCUUGUCUUCUUUUGAUUUGUGCGGGUUGUUUUUGUUUUCUGAAGCCUGAUAACUUUCUGGCCUCAUGUUUGGGUCUUUUUGUGCUUAUUAAACGUAGCAGCUGGAGUGUAGAUGGAUGUCAGGAUCUAUUAUCCUGCGUGCAGCCAUUUUGAGUACGUUCAGGGUAAAAACCAGGGUGCCACAAAAAGUUUAAUUGCUGAAAGUUUUAAUUGCUCAUUUCUCCAGAUGGGAGAGACUACCCCACACUCCCUGAGAAAGUGUCCUAUCCUAUUGUCCCUUUGCCUACUGGUUGGGUCAGAUGUCUACAUGGGUGCUGGCAGAGCCAUAGCGAGGGGGAAAUGCUCCCAGGGCACGUGUGUGGCCUGUGCCCCCACCCCGCCCCAGAACACUGCCCCCCAUACCAGCGCGUGCCCAGGGCAAGACACCGCCCCCUGGGUGCUACACCACUGGAUGCUGAUUACUAUUGGGUUACGUGCCGUAGGGAUGUGGAAUAUUGCAUUCCAAGUUACCUAAUACAAAACAACAAUUUCUAAAUGGGAGUCAGCUUCUGUGUAUAUCGAAACAAGCAAUAAGUAUUUUCUUGCCCAAGCUGUAAGUUUGGCCUUUAUUGUGGAGAUUGUGAUGGCAAAAAUACUUCAUUCUAGCCAUGCUUUAUUUAGUCUUCCCCCUCAAUAGCAUAAAGUAUUUUUUUCAUCUUUUCCUAGGAGUAAAGAGGUGUUCGAGGAUCACCGUUACGAUUGACCAGGGGUGAUCUGAAAAGUGCUUUUCCUCUAAAGACCGCUUUGUGAACUUUCAGGGUUGCAAGUUGCAUGCAAGUUGUGUAUAUGUUCUUCCUAUAUAGAGGAUCUGCGGCUUGUUAAAACCCAGCAAUGAUCACUGGUUAUGUAAAUGAAUAAAAAUAAUUACAAGUGUA
Molecule: messenger RNA, 5328 nt
Organism: Sphaerodactylus townsendi
Lineage: Eukaryota; Metazoa; Chordata; Lepidosauria; Squamata; Sphaerodactylidae
Gene: MRE11
Product: MRE11 homolog, double strand break repair nuclease
Exons: 21
Coding region: 292-2412 (706 amino acids)
Biological process (GO): double-strand break repair via homologous recombination; mitochondrial double-strand break repair via homologous recombination; mitotic intra-S DNA damage checkpoint signaling
Cellular component (GO): nucleus; Mre11 complex
Molecular function (GO): manganese ion binding; 3'-5'-DNA exonuclease activity; DNA endonuclease activity
Source: RefSeq, a predicted model, not a curated record